GCCAUUUUAAGUUGAGGACAGAUCGUUUUUCCCCCCUGGCAAGAAGCUAACCAAGCGGAAGCCUCUGUAUCUCUUGGUUGCUGAAGUAUAUUCAUCUGUGGGAAAACAUCUUGCUUUGAACAAAGAGAGCGCACGCUCUUAUUCCACGUUGCCUGAUUCGGGCUCUCGGAGUUUUGAAAGGAUUGAAUGAAGAGUUGAGGUGAAAGAUGACCCAGUUUUUACCCCCCAAUCUGCUGGCCCUAUUUGCGCCCCGGGACCCCAUACCAUUUCUGACCCAGUUGGAGAAGCUUCCCCAUGAAAAACACCACAACCAGCCAUACUGUGGCAUCGCUCCCUUCAUCAGGCACUUUGAGGACCCCAGAGAUGCCCCUCCCCCCACUAGGGCAGAAACUCGUGAUGAGAGGUUGGAGAGGAAGAGGAGGGAGAAGAUCGAGAGGAGACAGACGGUUGUGGAGACAGAACUGAAGCUCUGGGAUCCACACAAUGACCCCAAUGCUCAGGGGGAUGCCUUCAAGACCCUGUUUGUGGCUCGUGUGAAUUAUGACACCACGGAAUCCAAGCUUCGCCGUGAGUUUGAGGUCUACGGACCCAUCAAACGGAUCUACAUCGUCUACAACAAGCGGUCAGGGAAGCCCAGAGGCUACGCCUUCAUAGAGUACGAGCACGAGAGAGACAUGCACUCUGCCUACAAGCAUGCAGACGGGAAGAAGAUCGAUGGAAGGAGAGUGCUGGUGGAUGUUGAGAGAGGUCGCACUGUGAAGGGAUGGCAUCCCCGCAGGCUAGGCGGUGGUCUUGGUGGGACAAGGAGAGGCGGGGCUGACGUCAACAUCAAGCACUCUGGAAGAGACGACACCUCACGUUACGAUGAACACCCCACAAUUGGAGGGGAACGAGAGCGUGAACGUGGACCUGAGCCCAGAGGGGAGCGCAGAGAGCGCAGCCGUGAGCGUGAACGUGGGGGGGAGAAAGAGCGCGGUGGCGAAAGACGGCGGUCCCGGUCCCGGGAAAGACGCAGGCGCAGCUCCCGCUCCAGGGAGAGGGGCGACAGGGCUCUAGGCCUGGCAGCGCCUGGAGAGGAGAGCGUAGUGGGUGGCAGGAGGAGAGACCGAGAGAGGGAGCGGGGGGGAGGAGGACCAGGGGGAGACAGUCAUAGCAGGGAGAGGAGCAGAGACAAGGGUGAAAGGAAGAGGAGGAGCCGCAGCCGAGAGCGCAAGCGAGACCGGGAGAGGAGCAAGGGUGGCGAGGGGGAUGAGGGCAUGGGGCUUGGAGACGGUAUGAUGGGGGAGGGAGGAGAGAAGAUGCCUGAAGAGCCUAGUGUGGGUGAGGAAGGGGGAGAGGUGGCAGAGGAGCGCGGCGGGAGGGAGCGGGACAGAGACAGGGAGCGAGACCGUGACCGGAGGCGCAGCCACAGGGACAAGGACCGGGAGAGGGACCGGGAGAGGCACAGGGGGGACAGGGAGAAGGACAGGGAGCAUAAGAGAGACAGGGAGCGGGGUGGCGGGGAGCGCAGGGAGGACCGGCAUGGCUCUCUCCUGCUCCCCUCGGCCGAGCAGGACGACGUGGGUAACGGGGAGGCGGGCGAAGCGGGCGAAGUGCCGCCCCAGCCAGAGGAGAACAGCCAGGAUGGGUUGAUGGUGGACCAGGAGUCAGUGCAGUCGGGAGAGGGCUACGUUUCCAAUGAGAACGGCUACAAGGUGGAGACCCAGGCAGACGAGUACUAAGCGGGGCUUUGCCAUUUUUAAGUUCCUGUUUUUUUUUUUUUAUAUAUAUAUAUACAACAAACCCACACACCCCUUCCCUGUUUGUGUGAAUGAUACUGUAAUGAGCUGCUGCCCUGUUAGAAACCACAACGGAGCAGUGUAGGCAUAACAAACUGUCUGUUUUAUGGGUUAAGUAGGGUUUUGUUUCUUCUGUAUUUGAACCCCCAGGACUAGGUCCACACCCCAAAAUAAUCAUUUCAAACCCGUCCCUCGGUACCAAACUGAGAAGUGUGCUCACUGUCCCUUGACAUUCACGCUCUCCCCCAACCGGAACUUUAGUCUGACAUUCUGCUCUGUCAAGUACUUGUCUGAUUACAAUCCCUUUACGAGUGAGGCAGAGAUGGCAUAGUUAUUUUAAAUAUUUCUUAAUCUUAAAUCUCUAUCGGUGUGUUAAUUCAACCUGGGUUGUUUUUUGGGGGUUGUUAAUAGGGGCUAAGUUGUUUAGGUUUAAUAACAUCCCCCCCCCCCCCAAGUGAUUUGUAUGAAUCCAUGAUCCCACAAAAGCAGAUAAAAUUUAAAUAAAAAGGAAAAAUAUAUAUGUA
Messenger RNA from Salvelinus namaycush (lake trout), 2302 nucleotides. RefSeq names its product U1 small nuclear ribonucleoprotein 70 kDa-like. The coding region runs from base 207 to 1721 and encodes 504 amino acids. Gene Ontology annotation, molecular function: U1 snRNA binding; mRNA binding. The transcript is spliced from 10 exons. Gene Ontology annotation, biological process: mRNA splicing, via spliceosome. The record is from RefSeq and is a predicted model, not a curated record. Gene Ontology annotation, cellular component: U1 snRNP; precatalytic spliceosome; U2-type prespliceosome. NCBI's taxonomy places the organism in Eukaryota, Metazoa, Chordata, Actinopteri, Salmoniformes, Salmonidae.